AUUAUUAAUGAGAAAGAUAAAUGGCUAGCAGUAGUUCCUAAUGAAUUAGCAAAAAAUAAGUUCUGCCACCGUUCCCCAAAAUUUCCAUUACUCGAGAAAGCUAUGAGCUUAUGGAUCGAAAGUACAAUUAUAGCUAAAAUUCCAAUUAGUGAAAUGUUAAUCAAAGAGAAAGCAAAAUUUUUUAUGGAAGCUUUUAAUAUAGAAGAGUCUGAUUUAAAAUUGUCAAAUGGUUGGAUUGAAAAAUUCAAAUGUCAUAAUAAUCUUCAUGUUUAUCGUUUAUAUGGAGAGGCUAAAAGUGCUCCCUUAGAUACUUUAUUUGAAGAAAGACAAAAAUCGAAUAAUCUUCUUAGCCAAUAUACGCUUGACCAAAUUUAUAAUGCAGAUGAAACUGCUUUAUAUUAUCAAGAACAUACUGACCAAGAUUAUGCAAAUUCUGAUUCUGAAAAAAAACUUGGAUCAAAUAUUAUUGUAGGUUCAUCCUCUAAGGCAUCUUCUAAGGUAUCCUCUAAGAUACCCUCCAAAAAAUGUAUAUCAAAUAAAAAACAAAAAAUGCGUGAAAAACAUGUUCAAAAUGAAGCAAGUUUACUCGAUAAUAAUGAGCUUGAUGAGCUUUUAAAUAAAUUGCCUUUAGAAGAUAACCAUGCCACAGCUCUUAGUUCUGCAAUGGUUGAUUAUUUUAAUGAUAUUGAUCAAACUAUUGCAACCGAAGAAGCACUGACAGACCAACAAAUAGUUACUCUUAUUCAAAAUGAAGAAC
This is a messenger RNA of Racocetra persica, 757 nucleotides long. NCBI's taxonomy places the organism in Eukaryota, Fungi, Glomeromycota, Glomeromycetes, Diversisporales, Gigasporaceae. The record is from the annotation of a GenBank genome assembly.